AUGGAUUUCUCACUUUUCGAGAAAAAAAAAGAAGACAACUCUAUGAUUAUAAAACUGUACUUCAUCAUCAUUAUACUCUUCAGUGUCUAUUCUCAUCCAACAGACUUUAAUGAUGCCACGCCAUCAGAUACUGCUCCGAGAAAAAGUGAGCAAUUGGAAGAGGACAUUGAGAAGUUUGGAAAAGAUAUUCAGUCAGAAUCCAUGACUCUACAAGAAGCUCAAGAGAAUCCAGAACUGAAAAUCAAUGAUGAAUUGGAUCUUAAAAAGAAUUUGGAGAAUUUGCCCACGGAAAAGCUUACAGUAUCUACCGAAACUACAGUAUCCACUGAAAAACCCAGACUUGAUCGAGAGGAGCUGGAGAAUGAGGUCGCGGGUGGCGAUCCACCAAUCACGGACGAUUUCGAUUUGAAAAGUAAUUUGGAGAAUUUUCAAGUACCAACAACCACAGAAAGAUCGGAACCAGAGCAAAAUGAGUUGGUGAAUGAGGAGACAGGCGGAGAUCAAGAAGACACUGAACCACUAUCCGUUCAUCCCAACGAGAAUUAUUUUUCCGAUUUUAAAGGAGUGUUGAAGAAUCGAAAAGCUUCCGAGAGUUCUGAAACGCUAGGAACACCUCGUCGCAGCCAUCAGAAUUUCAGAGGUUCCAGAAUUUUCGAUACACAGGAAGAGGAAUCAAAGGAUCUGAAAUUUGGUGUGGCAUCUGUGAAAGAGAAACCAAGUGUCAAAUCAGAACUUUCAAAUGACAAGAGUAUUCUCGAUUUGCAUCCAGAAAGUACUUUGAAGCCGGAGCAAGACGCACAAGAUCCUAAAAUUGAAGAAAACGAAUUGUCUUCUGACGCAACGACAGAGAACAAAGCUAGCGAUGGAUUUCUUGGACCUUCAAAGUCUGAAGACAUCGCCACAAGUCAACCAAAACCUCCAGAAAACGAUUCUAAACUGGAAAAUUCGUUUUCGAUUCUAGAACCCGAUAACCAAAACUCGCCAGAAACCAAAACAUUCGAGCCUCGGAUCGAUGAGCAAAAAGAUGAUAUUCAGGGACUUCCUGACUUGGUAAAACCAGAAAUUUUAGAUGGUGAAGCAAGAGAGGAUAUGGAUUUUGGAGAAGCUGAUAAACUCAGAGAAGAUGACGAUGACUGGAUCAGUUGGGAUCUUAUUCACUUUUUGUUAUUGUUGAGUCCCUAUGAGGAGGAUGUGAUCACUUGGUGGAACAUUGUGCUAGAAGCGGUUAAGUGCUCAUUGCGUAGCUGCUCCAGUUCAAUGUCUGUUGUUCAUCACCGAUCCGUUGAGCUCCCCAGAAUCACCAGACACCGUCGUCAGGAUUCUGAAUUCGACCCUCACGAGAUUCAAAGACAACACCGAAACCAUGCGCUUGUAAAGAUUUUGAAACCCACUUUGAAAAAAUGUAUGAAUCGAUACGAGACUCCAGAAGUCAGAAUUCCAGUGUGGUAUAAUUGA
Messenger RNA from Caenorhabditis briggsae, 1455 nucleotides. Lineage: Eukaryota; Metazoa; Nematoda; Chromadorea; Rhabditida; Rhabditidae. The transcript is spliced from 6 exons. Bases 1 to 1455 code for a protein of 484 amino acids. The record is from RefSeq and is a predicted model, not a curated record.